This is a messenger RNA of Colletotrichum acutatum, 1278 nucleotides long. RefSeq names its product early growth response protein 1 is a zinc-finger protein. The coding region runs from base 1 to 1278 and encodes 425 amino acids. Gene Ontology annotation, cellular component: nucleus. Gene Ontology annotation, molecular function: DNA-binding transcription factor activity, RNA polymerase II-specific; DNA binding; zinc ion binding. NCBI's taxonomy places the organism in Eukaryota, Fungi, Ascomycota, Sordariomycetes, Glomerellales, Glomerellaceae. The transcript has 5 exons. The record is from RefSeq and is a predicted model, not a curated record. Gene Ontology annotation, biological process: regulation of DNA-templated transcription; DNA-templated transcription.
AUGGUACUACAUGGCCCUUCAGCCCCGCCAACCCGCGUAGCACAAGCCUGCGUUCCAUGCCACCGGACAAAGACCAGAUGCGAUGGUCAGCAACCCACCUGCUCAACAUGCAAUGACAAGGGGAAAUCGUGCGAAUGGCCCCAGCCUCGCGGCGGCAGCAAGUCGCUGACGGACCGGUCUUCCUCCUCGCCGUCCAGCUCCUCCGGCCUACCGACCUCGGGCUGCACGCCGCCCGCGAACUCCAUGGUCUUGCCCGACCACGGCGGCCACCCGAUGACAGCGCCGAGCAUGCAGCAUCAGCAUCAGCAUCAGCAUCCGCAGCGUCCGCCCACCGGCAUGACUACUACCUCGCAUGCGAUGAUGUCGGCUGGGCCCAUGCCGAUGACGACGAUGUCCGACACCCUCGACUUCACCACCCCGGGAUCCAUCCUGGACGAGGCCAUGAGGCUCCAGCUGCAGAGUAUUUACUUUACUAAGUUCCAUCCCCAGUGGCCGCUGCUGCACCGGGAGACGUUCGAGACGACGGCACAACCCAAGUUGUUGAUGCAGGCCGUCAUGACGGUUGGGCUAUGGUUCGCUUCGUGGCCUGAUGCCAGGAAUCUAGCUAUCAAGUUCCACGAUAGCCUCCUGGUAGAAACAGGAAACAAGCUUCUUGAUCUACUGGAGCAGUCAAGACAAGGCAUGCUCUCGCCACGGAUGGAUUUGCUCCCAAUUUUCCAAGCCAUGCUGAUCUCGACAAUACUCGUGCCGUAUCGAGCGGACCAGUCCAUGGACAACGUGAUGAUGACACACGCCAUGUUACUCGAGACGUUCAAAGCUACGGGAGUAUACGAUCAGUCAAAGAUCAACCUAGGGUCGCAGCUCUGUGGGCAUAGUGGAUACCCCUGGAUCUUUAAAGAAUUAUAUCAACGUCUCGCUGUCUUCCAGUUCAAGCUACAUCUAAUCCUCCAAACAAUAUUCAUUACAAUACAUCCGGCGUUACGCCUAUCCCGCAACGCAGAGCCGGGCAUGCUCAGGGUAAAAAUACCGCUGCCGUUGAUGAUGUGGGAUGGGCCCGCGGCGCACUGGUACGGCAUGGUGCCGACAGAUCCCGCGCUGCUCGACGCGAAUACCGGCGACGAAGAGGCGAGCCUCACGAUGGACAACAAGGCACUCGUCCCGCUGCUCUCCUGGGACCGGUGUUUGGGGUCUGAGAGCGACAAGGAGUUUAUAGAGAACGUGAAGCCGUUUGUUCUCGAUCCGUUGAAGGAUACGAAUGUUUUUCCAGGUUCCGGCUAG